Ceraceosorus guamensis is the source of this 1557-nucleotide messenger RNA. RefSeq names its product Gcd10p-domain-containing protein. The coding region runs from base 1 to 1557 and encodes 518 amino acids. Lineage: Eukaryota; Fungi; Basidiomycota; Exobasidiomycetes; Ceraceosorales; Ceraceosoraceae. The transcript has 11 exons. Gene Ontology annotation, biological process: tRNA methylation. The record is from RefSeq and is a predicted model, not a curated record. Gene Ontology annotation, cellular component: nucleus; tRNA (m1A) methyltransferase complex.
AUGAGCAAUUCGGAAGAAGCAUUGCAAAGCUCAGCAGCUUCCAGCAGCGUUUUGCACGUCGAUGAGAAUGGCAAGCAUCGGCAAAGCCAGAGGAAAGUAAUGCGAAAGUCAGCACCUUUCACGACCUCUGAGCGACUGACGCACAUUCCGUCCGGCAAGCCUGUGCUGCUCAAACUUCCAUCGGGACAUCUCAAGUCAGUCGUGCUUCAAGCAGCAGCAGAAGGUGGUGUGAGAGGAGGCGACGAUCUCAUCUCUCUGGGCAAAUUUGGAGUGUUUCGAGGCUCCGAGAUCGUGGGAUUGCCUUUUGGACAUUCUUUCGAAAUCGUGGGCGGCGAUAAAGGGGGACCGAGCAGGUUGAAUGCUAAUGGUGGCGUGCUGGGCAAGAGGAAGGCUGGAGAUGAGGAGAAGGACCUCUUAGAUCAGAGCGAGGAGGAUGUACGAGAUGGCAGUGCUGGCCCGACUUUUGGCACGGAGCCGGUAGAGGGAGGCGGCGCGAAGGGCAGGCAGGGCAAAGCGUCCAAAGAAGCCGGACUUCCAACUCCCGGCCAGCUCAGGGUGGUCAUUGAAGCGCCAGGUGCAGAGGCGAUUGAGGAGACGGAUGCGACAAACGAGCUGUACGCGGAUGGCGAUCCAGACUCGGCGUAUGCUCAAACCGCGCAGCUAUUGACGACCAUCGAUAUCAGCGCGCUCAAGGAUGCGGGGGUGGACGGCAAGACCAUCAUACAGCAAGCCACGGAAGGCAACAUCAACUUUGCUCAGAAGACUGCAUUUUCACAGGCCAAAUAUCGUAAGAGAAAGGAAAGCAAACACAUGCGAAUCUUUACGCCGCUCGCACCAACACCCUCCAUCAUAGCAGCGCACAACGCCGAGCGCUCAGCAGAAAAGAUGCGAGGUCUGCGGGAAGACUCGAUAGCGCAGAUGUUGAGCUUUGCGAACGUCGCUGCUGGAGGCAGGUAUCUGAUCGUGGACGGGGUUGGAGGCGCAUUGACUGGUUCUGUGCUCGAGAGGCUGGGCGGCGAAGGCCGAGUGCUGGUCAUUGGAGAUAAUGAAUCGCCCCCUGCGUUUGAAUCGCUUGCUCAGCUGAAUUUGGAAGAGGAGCACCUAUCGAUACUGCGAAGCCUGCAUUGGGCAGCCACAGAGAUAGGAUGGGAGCCACAGAGCGAAAUUGAUGUGCAUGCAACUCACAAGCCGGCAGGCAAACCAGUCAAUGACCGGGACAGGCAGAGAUUGAGAAAGCGGCAGGGCCAGCACGAAGAGUAUCAAGAGACGCGGCAGGAGCUGCUGGAUGGCGACUGGGACGGACUUUUGGCAGCCUGCCCUUACGAGACGAUUUCUGUUCUGCAGCGAUUGAUUCCGCACUUGGGCGGCUCAGCAAGCAUUGCCGUACACAGUCCUUUUGUGCAGCCUCUCAUCGAGGCCUCUGCGAGAUUGAGGUACAUUCCAGAACUAAUCAACGUGCUCAUCACCGAGCCUUGUCUGAGAGAGUACCAAGUACUGCCUGGCCGGACGCAUCCUCAAAUGAUCCAAUCCUCCACUGCAGGCUACGUUCUCUCGUGA